Molecule: messenger RNA, 2341 nt
Organism: Anoplophora glabripennis (Asian longhorned beetle)
Lineage: Eukaryota; Metazoa; Arthropoda; Insecta; Coleoptera; Cerambycidae
Product: protein arginine N-methyltransferase 9
Exons: 6
Coding region: 121-2292 (723 amino acids)
Biological process (GO): peptidyl-arginine methylation
Molecular function (GO): protein-arginine omega-N monomethyltransferase activity; protein binding
Source: RefSeq, a predicted model, not a curated record
UUUUAAAUGUCAAAGGAGUGAGUGAUGAGAGGGAUUAUUAUAACAAUUUAAAUACUUUUUCCUUCAUAAAAGAUGUAAAAUUACUAUUUUGAAAAAUAAUUGUACAUAGUUUCUACCUAAAUGGCUUCUAGAGUCCCAAAAUUAUGUUCAAAACAAAAAAAGUUAAAUGGAUUAAUAUAUUUAAAAAAAGCAAAACAGGCUUGCUCGGAAAAUAAUUAUACAGAAGCUUAUGAGUAUUUCGUCAAUUAUUUCGAAAGUCUAAAUGAUCCGACUCUUUCUAGUACUGCUGUUCAAACAGCAUUUACAAAACUCGUAUGCAAAAUUGGUGUUGUUCUUGAGGAAACCGAUAACAUAGAGGAAUUGUUAAAAUGUUACUUGCAAGCGAUAAACUUAUUCCCUAACAACUACAUUAUCUUGAAUAACUUGGGAGCGUACAUGUUCAAGGUGGGUGAGGUAGACAUUGCCCGCAGGUACCUAGAACUGGCUGUAAAAGUAAACAAGAGUUACUUGCCAGCUGAGAAAAAUUUAAUGCAUGUAAAAUGGCAUCAAAUACCUCGUUGGCAUUUUCGAAUGUUGAACGAUAAUAAACGAAAUAUGGCUUAUAAUAAAGCAAUAUCUCAAACUAUCGUUAAAGGAUACAGCGACAUUGUGGAUAUUGGAGCUGGCUGUGGACUCUUAAGUUUAAUGGCUUCUUGCAAUACUAUAAGUAGUAUAACUGCUAUCGAAGAAAAUAAGACACUUUACAAAUUAUGUUUGGAAAUAUUUAAAGAAAACAAUUUCACUAAUAUCAAUGUUUUAAACUGUUUGUCAACUAAUCUUCCAGGCAUCCAAAGGAACAUACAGAGUAAAUGCAACUUAAUAGUCACUGAGAUUUUUGACGUGGCAUUCUUUGGUGAAAGAGCUUUAGAAAGUAUUUUCCAUGCUUUAGCCGUGAUAUGUACCGAGGAAGACUUUAAAAUUAUACCAUGUGGGGCAAAAUUGUAUGUUACAGGAAUUCACUGUGAUGAAUUAGCAAGUAAAUAUUGGUAUAUCCCUUCAGGCAUCUCAAACAUCCUGAACUUACAAAAUAUUUGCAUAAAACAGCGCAAUCCGGAUCCCUAUGAAGCAGAAGAUCUUCUAGAAAAAAAUGUCGACUACAUGACCAACACUGAAGAAAUAUUCAAUAUAAAUUUUUAUAACCUCGAAGAGAUAUGUACCAUGUUAAGGAAUGAGUAUCACCAAAUCGUACAGUUGAAAUGUAAAGCGGGGAUUAUACACGCAUUAGCGGUUUGGUUUGAUUUAAAUCUGACUGAAGAAAUCUCAUUGACUACCAAUCCUUUCAACGAAGAUAAAGUAAAUUGUUGGGAACAAGCUGUGUUUUACUUAGACCACCCUAUUCUAGUAAAUGAAGGUGAGGUACUUACUCUGAAGGCAACAGUUGUGGAUUGCAAAUUAAAUUUUUCUGUCGUCAAUGGAGGCACCAACCAUCCGAAGUGUUUUGAGGUUUCAAAGGAAAUAAUAAGUUUCAUGAAUGACAGCCAUUUGGUGGAUUCUAUAGUCAACAUGACACUAAAAUUUAAUGCUCCAAACUUCGAGGUGGCAGAUUCGAAUAUAUUUCCAUUAUUUGGGUUUCUGAUGGCGAAGAAUGGUUGCAGUGUCUACCAUAUGGUUAAAACCGGUCAAGAUAUCGAAUUCCUAAGACACAUAUUAGAAUUGAACAACAUCCCUUUGGACAAAUUCUCGAUUAGAGAUGAGAAAUUUUCUGUAAUACUGAACCAAAAUAUAUCGAGAAAACAGUGUAUAUAUUUUUUUGACCCGAUCAAUAUUGACGGAUCGUUGGAGAAUAUCUCACCACUGGACAAACAUAAUAAUGAAAUAACUCUCGUACCUAAAAGGAUUGGAAUCAGCGUACAGUUAAUAUAUUCUUCUUAUAUUGAUCAGUGCAAUCUUGUUAAAGACGAAAAUGUACUGAAUUUUCGAAUCGAGAAAUAUAUGAAUCAAUAUUCAGGUAACGAGCAUCCGAAUUUAGAAAACUUGCAGUACACGGAAUAUUCCAAUCCUGUCACUUUCGCCGUAGACAAAGACGGCGAAAGCUCCUGUGAUGUUGUGGUAAAAAGGGACGGACUGAUAAAUGCUUUGUAUUUUUGGUACGAAAUUAACCUUUUCGAGGAGGUCAUGUUUUCAACUCUCAACAGCAGUCACUUUAAAAAAAGUUGUUUUUUUCUUCACCACCCAAAGCAGGUUACGAAGGGUGAUACACUCAAAAUUAUUAUGGUGAUUGAUGGAUCGUAUUUGAAACUUAGUUUACAAUAAUUGUUUUUUUUUUUACUUUAAGGUUUAUCUAAUAAAUCUUUUAAAACUA